Messenger RNA from Lathyrus oleraceus (garden pea), 1110 nucleotides. RefSeq names its product GEM-like protein 4. The record is from RefSeq and is a predicted model, not a curated record. The transcript has 3 exons. NCBI's taxonomy places the organism in Eukaryota, Viridiplantae, Streptophyta, Magnoliopsida, Fabales, Fabaceae. Bases 259 to 867 code for a protein of 202 amino acids.
GUAGACAACUAAACAUGCAAUCUUCAACUUUUUUAUUUCUUUUUUUUUCCUUUAGUCUUCAUGAUGAUCCCUAGCUGACUCAUCCUCCAAAACCUCAAAAGUCACCUUGUUUUCUUUUAACCAUAUAUAUAUAUAUAUAUAUAUAUAUAUACUCAUUUAGAAUACAUUCAUUCAUCAACCAAAUUCCUACACCUCUUCAACAUUUUUUACAACCUACAAACAAAAUCCUCAAAGGCAAGAACAAGAUAUAACACUAAAAUGAAUACUUCAUUUCUUCAUGAGCUACUUAAUGGGAUCUCUAUCAGCUCAACUUAUCCGGCUGGGAAGUCCUCAAAGAGAUACUUGCCCGAUUCUUCUGGCAAAUACUGCAACUCUAUCACUAAAUCAAACAAAGGUAAAUUAAAUUCAGUUCUGACUAAGAUGACAGAUACUGUAAAAGGGAAACUGAGGCUGGGAACAAGAAUUCUUCGGGUUGGCGGAGUAGAGAAAGUGUUUAUGCAACUUUUUAGUGUUACAGAUGGAGAGAAACUGUUGAAAGCAUCACAGUGCUACUUAUCAACCACAUCAGGUCCUAUAGCUGGCCUCCUCUUCAUAUCAACUCACAAAGUUGCUUUUUGCAGUGAGAAAUCCAUCAAGAUCGCUUCCCCAAAAGGAGAAUUCAUUAGAGUUCACUAUAAGGUCUCUAUUCCGCAUGAAAAGAUAGAGCAUGUCAACCAAAGUCAAAAUAGGAAGAAACCUUCAGAAAAGUACAUAGAAAUAGUCACUGUAGAUGGUUUCGACUUCUGGUUUAUGGGUUUUUUUAAUUACCAGAAAGCUUUAAGAUAUCUCCAACAGGCUCUCUAUGAAUCUCAAAGAGAAAAGUUGUAGAAAUAAUCAAAUAGUUUAUCCGUACUGCUUCAUCAAUUAUUUUUUGAAGUUGCAGAGGUUCCAAAUAUAUACAAAUAUCUUACAUUAUAUUGUUAAUAUAAAAAGCUACUUGUUUUUUAAAGUUUCAGUCCAUACAUAAUUAAAGAGUUUUGUUGAUCUCAUCUAUUACUUAGUUUUCUAUUAACCAUGUUAAGUGUUAAAUGAUAUGAAUAAAGGGUGGCAAAAACUAUGCAGUAGUUUUUA